AUGGCUCAAGAUCUUAAUGGGAAGACGGCCAUUGUGACGGGUGCUGGUUCAGGAAUUAAUUUCUGCUUUGCUCGGCUCCUGCUCAGUCGUGGAGUCAAUGUUCUCGUUGCAGACCUGGCGCUCCGACCUGAAGCCAAAGAGCUCAUCAAUACUCACUCCAAAGAUUCGCCAAGAGCAGUUUACCUUAAAACUGAUGUGACGUCCUGGCUAGACCUCUCUCGUACGUUUCAGGUUGCUCAUCAAGAGUUUGGUGGUGUAGAUAUCGUCUGUCCCGGUGCUGGAAUUUUCGAACCACCCUAUUCCAAUUUCUGGCGUCCACCAGGGCAGCUACCUUCGAAGGAUGACCCUCAGAGCAAUCACUAUGCCUGCCUGGACAUCAAUAUUACCCAUCCGAUUCGUUUAACGCAGCUGGCAAUAUCUUACUUCGUGUCCGCAAAGCCCAAAGUUUCACCAACCAACCCGAAGAGCAUUAUCCACAUCUCCAGUAUCACAGCUCAGCUGACUCUGUUGCCGCUGCCGCUGUAUUGUGCCAGCAAGCAUGCCAUCAGUGGCUUUGUACGUAGUCUUGCUCACCUGGAAAGCACGCUGGGAAUCAGAGUUGCUGCAGUGGCACCCGCCAUCGUCAAGACACCGAUUUGGACGAGCGAGAAGCUGGUAAUGAUCAAGGCUGAAGAUGAAUGGGUCCUGCCGGAAGACGUUGCAGAUGUCAUGGUGGAUUUGGUGGAGAAGACGGAGAUUUCCAGCUACUUUGGAGAGAACGCAGAGCAGGGUGAAAUGAUCAGAAUUGGUGGGGGAAGUGUCAUAGAAGUCGCCAAGGGUCGACUUCGAGAUGUGCAAACUUUGAAUGACCCUGGUCCGUCGGGGCCAGGAACUACAGCGAGCGGCAUGGCAGAGCUUUAUGAGGGGGUAUAUGGUCUGCUCCAGAUAGAGGGCUGGGGCAAUCCAUCUUGA
This is a messenger RNA of Endocarpon pusillum Z07020, 951 nucleotides long. RefSeq lists its product as uncharacterized. The coding region runs from base 1 to 951 and encodes 316 amino acids. Gene Ontology annotation, molecular function: oxidoreductase activity, acting on the CH-OH group of donors, NAD or NADP as acceptor. NCBI's taxonomy places the organism in Eukaryota, Fungi, Ascomycota, Eurotiomycetes, Verrucariales, Verrucariaceae. The transcript is spliced from 2 exons. Gene Ontology annotation, cellular component: cytoplasm. The record is from RefSeq and is a predicted model, not a curated record.